This is a messenger RNA of Phytophthora sojae, 336 nucleotides long. RefSeq lists its product as hypothetical. The transcript has a single exon. The coding region runs from base 1 to 336 and encodes 111 amino acids. NCBI's taxonomy places the organism in Eukaryota, Oomycota, Peronosporomycetes, Peronosporales, Peronosporaceae. The record is from RefSeq and is a predicted model, not a curated record.
AUGCGACGCAGUGUCGGUAGUCACGGCGGGAGCGAGUCGGACGGCGCAAAGUCGACGACGGACGAGGGAGAUGUCAAUAAGCGCAACUUUCUGCGACGUCAUACGGCGAUCACUCCCGGUAACGAAGGCGAUGGCGAGGAGCGCGCGGGUCAAGGGCUCAUCAACAAAUUCCUCGGAAGGCACGACUUCGACAUGGCGAAGCUGUCCAAAAUGAUGGGCGACGAGGCGUUCAAGCUCAAAACGUUUAAGAACUGGGACUCGCACAAGCAGCCCAUCGGUAACGAUUGUACCUGGACUACAACCCGGACCUCGAGAAGCUACUGCUGGAGUACUUGA